Messenger RNA from Trametes versicolor FP-101664 SS1, 720 nucleotides. RefSeq lists its product as uncharacterized. The record is from RefSeq and is a predicted model, not a curated record. The coding region runs from base 1 to 720 and encodes 239 amino acids. The transcript has a single exon. Lineage: Eukaryota; Fungi; Basidiomycota; Agaricomycetes; Polyporales; Polyporaceae.
AUGCCUGCGCUGCUCUUCGUGUACUCCGACCCCGGCACAGCCGUCCCCGACGCCACGUUCAACGACUGGGCCGAUAACGAGCAUGUGCCCCUCCGCGUCGCUAUCCCAGGCUUCGAGACCUGGUCGCGCUGGAUCGCUGCUGACGGAGAGAGCCCGCCCUACACGACGCUCUAUGGCAUCGCCUCCCCCGAGGUCCUGUCCUCUCCCCCUUACACCGAUCUCGCGAAGACGCGCUCGGAGCGCGAGACCGCCAUCGUGUCUAAGCUCGCCCUGCUUGACCGCCGCACGUACACGCUGCGCGAGCCCGUGUACCCGCCCAAAAAUGGGGCAGCGUACGAUCCGCUCAAACCGGGCCCGUACAUGAGCGUCGUCGAGAUCGAGGUGAAGGAGGGGGCGGAGGACGAGUUUAACAAGUGGUAUGACGAGGAACAUGUCCCUAUGCUUGCAAAGGUGCCGGGGUGGAUGCGCAGUAGGCGGUUUGUGCUGGAGGCCGCGGGCGCCACGGGAUCGGAGGCGGCGGACGUCGGGCGACCGCCGAAGUACCUGGCGAUCCACGAGUGGGAGAGCCUGGCGGCGCUUGAGACGGAUGAGCUCAAAGAAGCGGUGUCGACCUCGUGGAUGGCGAAGCUGGUGGAGACGGCGUUUGUGGAGGAGAGGAGGAGGGCGUUCAAGUUCAUGCGGAGCUGGGAUCGCGAGCAGGGCGGUACGCCGAUCGUGUAG